Gigantopelta aegis is the source of this 2472-nucleotide messenger RNA. Its product is annotated as leucine-rich repeat-containing protein 74A-like. The transcript has 2 exons. Gene Ontology annotation, molecular function: protein binding. NCBI's taxonomy places the organism in Eukaryota, Metazoa, Mollusca, Gastropoda, Neomphalida, Peltospiridae. The record is from RefSeq and is a predicted model, not a curated record. The coding region runs from base 74 to 1894 and encodes 606 amino acids.
GUCGCCCGUUUCAAAGGCAGUUAUCGAAAGUUGUCAACAAAGGCAUACUAGCCGAUUUUCUGAAGAAAUCAAUAUGCCAGAUUCAUCAAUGCUUGCUGAAAACUACAACUACAUACGCAGGCUGACUCAGGGUUUAACGACAGCACUGGAGCACAGAUUGUUCACUGAUGUUGUCAUCAAGGUGGACCAGGUGGAGUUCCCUUGCCACAAAGUGGUUUUGUGUUCCAUGUCGCCAUACUUCGAAGGGAUGUUUUCCUCAGGGAUGAAGGAGAGCUCCCAGUCUGUUAUACAACUGCAUGACCUGAACAGUGAAUGGUUUGAGCUGGUCCUCACCUACAUGUACUCAGGACAUAUUCACCUCACCAACAACAAUGUCAAGGACAUUCUGCACAUUGGCUCCUUUCUGCAGGUGCUCUGUUUACAGGAGCUGUGCGAGGAGUAUAUACUGGAGGAGAUGCUGACACUGGACAACUGCUUAUCUUUGUGGCAGCUGGCUCCAACGUAUGGGUGUGGAUAUCUUCAGCAUCAAGCAAAGUCCUUCAUUAUAAGGCAUUUCAAGCUACUGGUAGAGAAUGGAGAACUCCAACAGUUGUCUCAAGAGGAGCUGAAGGAUAUUCUUUCAGAUGAACACUUGAUAGUCAGAAACGAAGCGUGGGUUUUGGAAGUUGCAAUAAAUUGGAUGAAAAUGACUAAAACAGAGCCUAGCAAAGCUAAAGAUGUAUUUGAGAGUGUUCGGUUGGACUUGAUACCUUCCAGUGAAUGGGAAUCACUUCUAGAAAAAGUUAUAGUAACUGCAGAUAAAGGUCUUUGUUCCAUGUUGAAUGCACUAAGAACGACGAUGUUAGCAUCUGAUGAGUACAAUGUUCAGAAUAGAGUUCGGUUCUUUGACAGGCUACAGAAUAUCAUAGUUGCUUAUCCAUCUCGUGAAAUUACUGAUCAGGAUGAUGACUCUGACACUGAGGUGAUUCAGUUUCCAUACUGUGUCAGUUUAGACCAGAAAAAGUCCAUGAAACUUCCUCAUUGCCCCUUUGAUCUUCCGAAAAUUGAGUCAAUUUGUUUCCAUGGACAUAACUUGUACCUUGCAGGGGUAACAAGAAAUGGAGUGGCUCUUGCUAGAUUUGAUGGAAGUACUGGUGUUUGGCACAGCUGUAAGAAACUUUGCCAGAUCAGGACAAAAUUUACUCUUGUAUCUUGUGAAUCACAUGUAUAUCUUAUUGGUGGUGUAAACGAAAAUCUGCUUCGAACAUGGAUUACUGUUGAACAGUAUGACCCGGAGACAGACGAAUGGUGCAAAAAAGGUGACUUGGUUUGUCCAGUAACUGAAUUCAGUUUUGUAACGUCAGGAGAUACGAUUUUCACUUACCUGGGCAUCUGUCGCCGCACAGUCUACACAGACUCCAACACAGUGAGGAUGACCAGUGAAUGCAUUCCUGAGAUCCAGUCAUUCAACUGCACGACAGGACAGUGUGAAGUCAUCGGAAGACUCCCAGGCAUAAUCUCCAAUGGACCAGGCAACCGGCACUCGUUCGCUUUCAGAAGAGACACUACAGUGUUUGUCAUCACCCCAAGGGGCAUGGUCAUAAAGGUGCCCGACUUUGGUAGAGACCCUGUAUUUGCUGGUGACAUUGGGGAGUUGAGUCCCGUAGACAGUCGGUUUCAUGGCAUCGACACUGGAAGCAAGGUGUACCUCAUAGGGAGUAGAUACAGUCUGCCGAUCAGUCCUGACGUGUUCUUGUUUGAUUAUGACGCCAUGGUGGUUACAAAAGUGGAGGACUUGGCGUUUUGUUCCUGUGUGUCUGCGUGUGCAUUUGGUCGAGUAAAGAAGAGGUUUCUUCUUGAAAAUUCUCAAUAUAGAAAUGAGCCUGAUGACGCAGGUGUAAUAAGUUUGUGUUAAAUUACAAACAUGGAUGACAUACCUCUUUGUCCAUCAUGGAGUGUUUUUAAUGUUAUGCUACAGAAGUUUGUGUUAUGGUACAGGGCCCCGUUCCACGAAACUUAAGUGCACAAGGUAGUAGGUGAUAUUCGAGCUAAGAUCGCUUCGUGAAACAGGGCCCAGAAGAGUAUAACAUCUCAUAUUGUCCUUACAUUUAUGUAAACAUAGUUUUAAUACAUACUUUGUGUUAAAACACAAAGAUGAAAGACAUACAACUUUGUCAUGGUUUUAAUAUACAUUGUACCUGUAAACUACACUACGUUUAUUUUGUGUAGACUUUAUUGACACAUUUCUGUUUUUUUGUAGACAGAACUGUGAAGUUAUUUGUACAGUUUAAUGUGGCAGUCGUGACAUCUUGUAUGUGACAUUGUUAAGAUCUUCCAGAACUCCCAUACCUAGAAAUGUGCUGAUGUUCAGUCUGACUUAGAUUUGCUGUUAUGUGUAGAGUCGUCUGGACGUCGGUGGUCUCAGAAUGAUUGCUUUUGUUAAUAUUUAUGUUGUUACUGCAUCUUUAUUGAAACAUGGAACCGAUAAUCAUA